CAAUCAAGCAACAAACUGCAACGAUGGAGAAAGCCUGUUACAUAAAACCGAAACCAACAAGAAAAAACGGUACAAUAUCGAACCCAUUUUGUAUUUUUGCAACAGCAAUGUCAUAGGUAAAUUCACCGCGAAAAUUUAAUCAUCAUGAGGAAAUAUUGUCAGUAUAAAUACGCCAAUUCACAACUCCAAAAUCAGUUCAACUCUCGGUUUCAUCCAAUACAAUACAAUGAGGUGGCUCAUUUUAAGUUUGAGUGUUUUCCUUUUGUACGUUGCCUACGCAUCGGGUAGAAUAAUAGUGGAAAAUGAAGACGAGGAAGUUUUCGAUUUAGUGCCAGCUGCCUCGCACCAUGGUCAUUCUAGUCAUCACGAAUCCGGAGGCGGAUCAAAACAUCACGAAGAUCAUCACGCCGAGCAUGGUGAGAAGGGUGACAAGGGCUACAAAGACGAUCACCAUCACGAAAAGCACGAGCACGGAAAACACGGAAAAGAACACAAGGAAGGACAUCAUGCAGAGAAAGGUGGUCACCACAAGAGCCAUCACGAUGAGGCCGAUCAUUACGAUGAACAUCAUGCGCAUGGUAAACACCACAAAGGUGGAAAAUUCGGAGAGAAGAAGGGCCACAAGAAAGGUCACAAAACCACCGGGUAUCACCACAAAUCCCACAAGGACGAUUACCACAAACAACACAAAUUUUACGAUGACUACCACAAAGCCGGACACCACUCCAAACAUGGUCACCAUCAUGGACACCACGGAAGCAAAGAGGGUCACCACAAGAAGGGAGGUAGCCACAAAUCUGGAUACCAUGAUGAUCACUUCGGAAAGAAAGGACACAGUGAUAAGGGACAUUACGAUGAAGACCACAAAGGUUUCAAGGGACACCAUGGAGACGAAAGCCAUCACUCCCACCAUGAUGAUUAUGGAAAGAAAGGAUCUAGCUCCGGUGGUAAAGAAUAUGGUUUCAGCAGUGGACACCACUGAGAAUGUUUGGGUUUUUCAGGAAUUUUGCUUGUUAAUUGUUAGUGUUUGUAUUUUUCUGGAGUUGGAGAAAAUGAUUUUCUCAACUUCCAUUUGUUGAUUUGUUUUUGAUACAAUACAUAAUAAAUUCUCAUUAAAAAUA
This is a messenger RNA of Coccinella septempunctata (seven-spotted ladybird), 1121 nucleotides long. Its product is annotated as histidine-rich glycoprotein-like. Lineage: Eukaryota; Metazoa; Arthropoda; Insecta; Coleoptera; Coccinellidae. The record is from RefSeq and is a predicted model, not a curated record. Bases 227 to 982 code for a protein of 251 amino acids. The transcript has a single exon.